This is a messenger RNA of Gaeumannomyces tritici R3-111a-1, 327 nucleotides long. RefSeq lists its product as hypothetical. The transcript has a single exon. Bases 1 to 327 code for a protein of 108 amino acids. The record is from RefSeq and is a predicted model, not a curated record. NCBI's taxonomy places the organism in Eukaryota, Fungi, Ascomycota, Sordariomycetes, Magnaporthales, Magnaporthaceae.
AUGGCGGGCGUGGCACCCCCCUCAAAAGAGCAGCCACCGCUCGCUUACACCGCCUAUUGGGUCGAAAAAGGGGCUCUGACUUGGCAACCGUUUGCGGGUUGGCUGGCGUUGGGUGGGGCCGAUGACCUGGCAACCUCGAGCCGCGAUUCGACGCGAGCACCGACCAUCUGGUUCUCGUCCGCCCGCCCUGCCUUUGAGGAGACGACACGCGGGGGUUACAGGGAAGCACAGAACGGGGCGGCCAUGCACGCUCUUCCCUGUCAGGGCCAACCACGUAGGACCGAGGACCUGGACCCGGCAGGUAAGAUCCCAGCAGGUAACGUCUGA